GGUUACAGCUGAAAUGCCUGGAACAGCCUCAGGAAAACAUGAAUCGCUGCGAGUGAGGGAGGGCAGGAUGGGAACCCACAAUCGCAAGCUGAAUGAUGAAGUCCUCUGUACAUACAGAAGAAGAUGACUUUGUGCCAGAGCUCCAGAGAAGCAUCCAUCCCAGAGAGAGGCCAGACUGGGAGGAGACUCUCAGCGCUAUGGCAAGAGGUGCAGAUAUCCCUGACAUUCCAGGGGAGUUGCCACUCCGGACCUGUGGCAGCACAGCAAGUAUGAAAGUGAAGAAUGUGAAAAAAUACAUCAACCCGGGACUGAUGGGCUGUGAUGCCUUUCACAGGUUAUCCUUUACAAAGGGUCAUUUCCCGAAGAUGGCUGAGUGUGCACAUUUCCAUUAUGAAAACGUGGACUUUGGCAACAUACAGCUUUCGCUCCCGGAGGAACAGAAUGAAGUAACGAGGAACGGCUGUGAAUCCAAGGAACUGGUCUACCUCGUACAGAUCUCAUGUCAGGGGAGGAGCUGGAUCGUGAAGCGGAGUUAUGAAGAUUUCCGAGUACUUGAUAAACACCUUCACCUAUGUAUUUAUGACCGGCGCUUCUCCCAGCUCUCAGAGCUACCCCGCUCCGAUGCCCUGAAGGACAGUCCAGAGCUUGUCACCCAGAUGCUGAUGGCUUACCUGUCACGGCUCUCAGCCAUCGCAGGCAACAAGAUAAACUGUGGGCCAGCUCUCACAUGGAUGGAGAUUGAUAACAAGGGGAAUCACCUGCUAGUCCAUGAGGAAUCAUCCAUUAACGUUCCUGCUAUUGCUGCUGCCCAUGUUAUUAAGAGAUAUAUUGCUCAAGCAGCAGACGAACUGUCCUUUGAGGUGGGAGACAUCGUGUCUGUUAUUGAUAUGCCACCAAAGGAGCUGACCACCUGGUGGAGAGGCAAACAUGGAUUUCAGGUUGGAUUUUUUCCUAGUGAGUGUGUUGAACUAAUUAACGACAAAGUUCCUCAGUCCGUGACCAAUUCUGUGCCAAAACCAGUCUCCCCUGCCCACGGAGCCCGUCCAGCGUCCUGGAGCUACUUCCCCCCUUAUUUGGAGAUGGAUAGUGUAAAGCCAGGUUCUGCAUAUGUUACAGAGGCUCUGAACCAGUCCCAGCUGAGCUCAGUGUCAAAAAAACACGGCAAGCUCAUCACCUUCCUUCGUACAUUCAUGAAGUCGCGCCCAACAAAACAGAAACUGAAACAGCGGGGGAUCCUGAAGGAAAGAGUGUUUGGCUGUGACCUGGGAGAGCAUCUUCUCAACUCUGGCCAUGAUGUCCCCCAGGUCCUCAAGAGCUGCACGGAAUUCAUUGAGAAACAUGGCAUUGUGGAUGGCAUCUACCGUCUGUCUGGGAUUGCGUCCAACAUCCAGAAACUCCGCCACGAGUUUGACUCGGAGCAGAUUCCUGACUUGACAAAGGACAUUUACAUCCAGGAUAUUCACUGCGUGGGCUCCCUCUGCAAACUGUACUUCCGCGAACUCCCCAACCCUCUGCUGACCUACCAACUCUACGAGAAGUUCUCAGACGCUGUUUCUGCUGCUACGGAUGAAGAACGGUUGGUGAAAAUCCACGAUGUCAUCCAGCAGCUGCCCCCUCCUCACUACAGGACACUGGAGUUCCUAAUGAGACACUUAGCUCGUCUGGCUGAUUACUGCUCCAUCACAAAUAUGCACACUAAGAACUUAGCAAUCGUCUGGGCUCCAAACCUCUUAAGAUCAAAGCAGAUCGAGUCUGCCUGCUUCAGUGGAACAGCUGCCUUCAUGGAGGUGCGAAUCCAGUCGGUAGUUGUGGAAUUCAUCUUGAACCACGUGGACGUCCUCUUCAGUUCCAAACUCAGCUCAGUCAUACGAGAUGGAGCAGGGCACAGUUCUUUAUCACGGCCCAAGUCCCUGUUGGUGUCCUCUCCUUCCACAAAGCUGCUCACGCUGGAGGAAGCGCAGGCACGGACACAAGCGCAGAUCAACUCUCCCAUCGUGGCAGACAGCAAAUACAUAGAAGUGGGAGAAGGCCCUGCAGCUUUACAGGGGAAAUUCCACACGGUUAUAGACUUUCCAUCCGAAAGAAAAAGGCCACCCAGCAAGAUGAAGAAAUCGCCAGUUGGCAGUUGGCGGUCCUUCUUCAACCUGGGCAAAUCAUCGUCCGUGUCCAAGCGCAAACUCCAGCGCAAUCCCAGUGAGCCCUCAGAAAUGAAAGCCAUAGCCCUGGCAGGGGGACGAGGAGACAGCGGGACUCUUCGCUCAGCUAAGAGUGAAGAAUCGCUUACCUCUCUGCACGCUGUCGAUGGUGAAUCUAAGCUGUUCCGACCCAGAAGACCCAGGUCCAGUAGCGAUGCGUUGUCCGCUUCCUUCAACGGAGAGCUCUUGGGAAACAUGAACCGCUGCAAUUCUUACGACAACCUUCCCCACGACGACAGCGACGGGGACGAGGGGCUCAUCCACGUUCCUGCCCUGAUUUCUCCUCGAUCUGCUGAAGACGUUGACCUGAGCCCACCGGACAUCGGAGUCGCUAGCCUGGAUUUUGACCCUAUGUCUUUUCAGUGCAGCCCGCCCCAAGCAGAGUCCGAGUGCCUGGAUAGCAGCACCUCCCUGCUGGAGUCAGUCGGCAUCAACAAGGAGAAGCCAAGCCUACUAAAGAAGGAUUUGGAAUCGGGCAGCCAGUCCCAGACACCAGGCAGUGCCACGAGCUCUGAGCCAGUCUCCCCUUACCAAGAGAAGAUGAGCCCCUUCUUUACUAUGGACCUGAGCCCAACGGAGGAGAAGGCCUGCAAGCCCCAUGCCUUCUCACCCAAGGGGGGGCGAAAGCCCCUCAAAUCCCCGCCGCCAACCGCGCCAGAAGCCGUCCCCUUCGCCCUGCCCAGCCGCGUGUCAGAAGCCCUCGGGGGAGUGCCCGUCCCAUCCAGGAACUCCUCUGCUUCCAGCUGGAGCAAAGGGAUUGGCAUCGCCGAAAUCGCAAACAGGUCCCCAACCCAGAUGUCCUUGCCCCUGAAAAACAGUGAAACGGGAGCAGGGGAGGGAGCCCACCAAGAGCUACCGCACGCCCAGCUAGUGGCUGCUGGCAAGCCAGAGUUGCCAGAAGAAGGAGAGAGACCAAUGUCAAGCAGUCAGAAUAAGACUGUACCCACUGGACACGCACAGCCAGGAGCAGUUGCCCUCGACUCCCCCCAGGAUCCUGUUCCCGUCAGUUCUGUGUCUCUUAUCCCUCCUCCUCCUCCGAAAAACGCAGCGCGCAUGCUAGCCCUAGCGUUAGCCGAGUCCGCACAGCAAGCGUCCGCUCAGUCUCAGAAAAGGCCAGGAGAUGCUCACUCUGAAAGCACAAAUUACGGAGAGGCUGAAGCUGGCACAGCUCUAGAAAAGCUCCAUCUCUCUGCUGGUGCUCCAGACAAGCUCCACCUGUAUACCAGUCUGCCCGAGAACCGACUCCACUUCCAGCCUGGUGCACCAGUAGAGCAGGAUUUCCAAGGUAGCAGCACGCCCGGGGAGCAGAACCACCCGCCCGGGGCGCCUGGAAACCGGGACCCCCCACCUCUGCACCCUGGCAUGCCUGGGGACGUGCCCGAUAGCGGAGACGCAGAGCAGGAGCAGGCCAGCUUCCAUCCUGGUAAACCGGGGGACAAAGAUCACUUCCCCGUCCCUGCCGGGGACUGGGAGCACCCGCCCCACCACGCUCCAGGGGCGCUGCCUGACUGGGAGCCACCCACAACAGACUUGCCUGUAGAUAAGCCCCACCACCCCCGGGCGUGCGUGGCUGGGGACAAGCACCACGUCCCUCUCUGCGCGGCCGAUGACGAACUGCACUCUCCUCCCGCCGUGAGCGCCGGGGAGAAAAGCACCCCGGCCUCAGUGCCCUAUUUAACCACCGUCCAGGCGACAGCAGCUCCAGCCCCGACUCAGGCAGACGGCGCCGCGCCGUGCCCGCUCGCGGCCGGCCAGCCCGCCCUGCCGCAGAGGGCAGAUCACCAGUCAGCCACGGGACAAGUGCCAGCCGCCUCCGCCAAAGCACCGAAUGGUUCCAGCCAGAUUUGGGGUGCGACCACGCCUGAAAAGCCACCCGAGCCCUCGCCUGGUUUUGUCUCCGAGAGCAGUUCCACCACCCGCUGCUCCUCUUCUGUGCCCGCGGGCCACCAGAGCCUUCUGGAAAAGCCUCGGGAGACCCCGAGGGCUCCCCCGCUGCACCUGCGCUCCGAGUCCGUCCCUACGCACUCCUCCUACGGCUUUACACCCCCCGUCCCCCCCGUGAGAACGCUGGAGAGCAAAAUCGCUGCCGCCCUGCACUCGAACAACACGGACACCGUCAACAACUCCAAUUACCACGCCUUCCUGGCCUCCUCCAUGCUGGCCUCCUCGGUGGAGGAAGCCCUGCUGCCGCCCCCGCCGCCCCCCCCGCCCAAGCACGCCUCCCUGCAGUCUGUGUACGUGCCGCAUCCCAAGCCGGACACCCUCCCCGAGCCCCCGGGCCCAGACGCCUACCUGCCCCACAAGCCGGCCUCCAUCCACCAGUACAGGCCCGAGAGCGUUCCCCCUCACGGCUCCUACCACGCCAAGCCCGACCAGCACCCAGCCUUCCCUCCUCGCUCGGAGACGCCCACGUCCCGCUACAACACCUACGCCAGCCAAGGGAAGGGCGCCUCGGCUCCCCACGCCAAGCCCCGCAGCCGGCCGGAGUUGGUGGCCUCCGUCAGCCCGACGGGCCUGCGUAGCGCCAGCUACGCCGAGGACGCUCCGCCCUACCCCACCAUCCGGAGGGUUCAGUCGCUGCACGUCCCCGCCCCGGCCGCCUCUGCCAUCCGCUCCGUUCCCAUCUCGCGGACCGAGGUGCCUCCGGACGACGAGCCCCUGUACUGCCCGCGGCCCCUCUACCAGUACAAGCCCUACCAGCCCCACUCCGACUACCACGUAACUCAGCUGCAGCCUUACUUUGAGAACGGGCGGGUGCAUUACCGCUACAGUCCUUACUCCAGCUCUUCCGCAUCCUCUUACUACGCCGCCGCUGAUGGGAGCUUUUACGACCUGGACCCGUACAGCACCGUGCGGGUCCGCCCUUUCCACCCCCUGCCCAGCCGAGACUUCGCCUCCUACGCCUCCCGGCUGCAAAGCAAAGGCUUGUACCGCUACCCCAGCCUGGCCGCCUACCCCCGGGGCGGCCUCAUCGGCCACCUAGCAGGCAAGGAGCACAGCUUCAUCAGCAGAGACGUGCCUCCCGCCCCGGACAUCAAGCACAUGUACGUGUCGUGGGACCUGGAGGACAUGGAGAAGUACCGCAUGCAGUCCAUUCGCCGGGAGAGCCGCACGCGCCAGAAGGUGAAAGGGCCGGUGAUGUCCCAGUACGACAACGUGGCCCCGCUGCUGCAGGAGGAACUGGGAGGGCUGGAUGUGAUUCACUUGCGCAGCAAAUCGGAUCCCGGGAAAAGCGGCCUGCUCACCGUGGCGGAAGGGAAGGAGGGGAGGUACCCGGCCAAAGCAGCUACGCCCGAGGGGGACGAACGUUACUACCUGCAGCACCCCGAGCCGGAGCUGGACAGAGCCCACUACCACGGGGCCUACGGGAACGGGCAGGCGGAGAAGCCGUCCCUCCCCCAGAAGCAGAGCAGCGUCCGGAACAGAAAGCUGCACGAGCCGGGCUGCAACGCCAGCGACCACAGGACGCACUCGCAGCAGGAAGCGAGCCACAGGCAGGCUCCCGAAUCCAAAAACGGGCCCCCUUAUCCCGACUACAGGCCCAAAGGCGGCCCCGAGCCCUCCGAGCCCAUCGGCUACCAGCACGCGGGCGGCAAGUACAUCCCGGCGAACCAGGAGACCCUGAGACUGAACCACAAGGAGGUGAGGCUGGCAGAGGACAGGCCGGAUUUGGAGAGGGCUCGAGCCAGGCCCACCCCAGCCCUGGAGAAACACUCCAGAGACUGCUACAAGGAUGAGGAGCACACCGCCCCGCCCAAGCCCGAACGGAGCCACAGCCUCAGAAUGCAGCACCCCGAAACCAUGGAGAGGGACUCUGCCCUCCUCUACCCCUACCAAACCCUGGGGAAACGCCAAAGCACUAUGACUGUGGUGUCCCAGUAUGAUAAUUUGGAGGAUUACCAUACCAUGCCUCAGCACCAAAGAGGGGGCUAUGUCGGAGGAGGGGGGUUUGUGCCCCCCAGUUUCACCCACGUGCACAGUAGAACUUACGCCACGGCCCUCGGCCAGGGAGCCUUCCUCCCGACGGAGCUGUGUUUGCAGAGGCCCGAAACAGAGGUCCACGUUGAGUGAGCUGGUGUGGGGGGAAGGAGGGAUAGAGUCUAAGCAGCCUCUGCUGGACAGCGGACUGUUUUAUUUUUUCAGUGACGGAAAAAAAAAAAAAAAAAAAAAAAAAAAAAAACCCCAAACAAACAAAAAUCAACAAACAAAAAAACAAACCACCCCCACACACCCCUGCCCCGAUGAGCAAAGCAAACCCACCUUCAGCCCCACCCCUACCAGCCCACCACUCACUGUUUUUAUGUAGUAGAGAUAGAGCUUUUUCAUGUAGUUUUGAGAUAACUGGAACGGCAGGGCAGGCUGUUGGCACACAGAUGGUGCCGGAGAGGCUGGGCAGAGCUGAAGGAGAUGCUGUUGGGGCAGGGGCCGGGAAGGAAAAGCUUUUCCUUCCCCAGACUCGACGUUGGCAGUUACCACCGCUUCCUCACCAUGCCUCCGUGGUCCUGUGCAUGACGGACUGUGCAUGCAGCUCUUCUCCCCGUGUGUAGUAAGUUGCCCAUCCCACCGCUAGUUUCCAAGAAAAGGUCUCCACGCCACGCCUUGGAAGAGCCACCGUUGUGUCCCUGCUGAGGUUACGCAGCAAGAGCGGGCUAAAAGCUGGGCAGGGGGGGGAAAAAGACUUCCCGAGUAUUUUCUUCUGGAUAAAUGCCGAGGUCCUGCCUCUCCCUUGAAACUUAUUGCUGAGGUGUAGUGGAUCCACUGCAGUUGCUUUGAAGUGAGAGCCCGUUUGACUUCAAGCCUGUGGAAUAGGCUCUGAAGGAAGUUCACAAUGCAACGCACUUUUUCAAUUGCUUGCUUAACGAGCUGCUUCUGACUACAAGAAAGCAAAUUACUUUCAAUUUCUCUAUUGUAAAGCAGAUGCCAGCUAUGGGAGGCCAAGUAGGGCAGGUUUGCAUUCCUCAUACCAAAAGAAAUACAACACAAAAGUACACCAAAUCAUACACACACACACGUUUGGAACAGCGCACCCAUUUCAUGCCAAUUCCUCUUUACUGCUAGGCUAUCUACAGUCCAGAUGAUUUAAUACCACGGUGUGGCUGGCCAGACAGUAUCAUCUCUCUACCAAAAAAAAAAAAAAAAAAACCCACAAAAAAAAACAACAACAAAAAACAAAACAAACCUAUAAAUAUAUUAAAACAAAACAAAACAAAACAAAAAACCUCUAUGGCAUUAUGUCCAGCUUGUAAAUUGGAGCCCAACUUACCAGCUGGGAACGGCUGUGUAAGUGCCCAGUUAUCUGCAUGACCAGCUAUUUGCCUCGGGCCAGAUCCUGCAGCUCUUAGAUCAGGGAACGAUCCUCUUGACCUUAAACUGAAGGUCUACAGGACAGGGCUUUCCGUAACCUUUUCAGUUCAGCGUUGGCAAGGGGAAUCCCUGUGAGGUUGUGGCACAUACACAGUAGUGACGUGCUGUGAAAGAGUUUCGCCUCCCGUCUCGCAAGUGUAGCUCCUGCCAGUAUUCAGUCAGCAGUAGGGACAAAGGGCCAGUGCACUCUAGGACACGCUAAUACCGUUGUCCUCGGUGUUUAAAAGCUUCCCCUAUGGUAAAAGAAGCCAGGCAGCAUCUCACUUGCAGCCUCUCAGACUUCCCAGGACUCGCUACCACCCCACCCUCAUAAAUAAAAGCACACCUCUUUCAUUAGGCAGGGCUUGCAAGCAAUACUUGAGAUUUAGGAGUUUUUAAAAUGUUCACUGGUAAAUUCCAAGGCCGUCCCCGUUCCAUGUGGUUGAAGAACUUCUCUACCCAUUUUGAAUCUCUUAAUGUUUUAUUCAAAACCUGGAGGUCCUGCAGUUAGCACACAGCUGUGAAAGUUAAAGGGACCUUAGAAGGGUUUUUGAACAAAAGUUUCACGGCUAUUUUGAGGCUUUUAAAUCAUAAGGAAAACCUGCUUCUAGUAGCUAAUUAGUCUUUAGCUGUUUGCUUCUUUUAAUCUUGUAGCCUUGUCUGGGGCUGUUUCAGUAACACUACCUUAUGGUCCUAUAAUUUAUUGUGCAAUGCUGUUGUUUUAAGCAUUUUGUUUAGAAGAGUUGUUCUUGAAUGUUACAGAAAUAAAUCUGGCAGUCAGAGGAAAAAAAAAAAAAAAAAGGGGGGGGAGAAAAAAAAGAAAAAAAGAAGCACUGUGAUCCAGAUUACCACAAUCUCCUUGUGAGUAAUUACCAGGUUGAGGGGCUGUUUUUUGUGAGGGAAUGCUUUUACUAAUUUUUUUUUUUUUUUUUUUUUCAAGGAAAGCUAACAAAACAAAAAUUCUAUAAAGAGGGGUCGUUAGGGGAGCCGUGUCACGGGCCACCCUGCCUCCGUUGCUGGCUGACCCCGGGGACAGGCUGAGCUGCCCGGAUGCCUCGGCGCACGCUCGCCCAGGCAGCCCCGUUUCAGUACGUGCCCUCGAUGCGUUCGGGCUGGGACCAGUCCUCAACCCUUGUAGCACAGUUUCACACCCCCCCACACCCCCCCCCCCCAGCUGCCAGUUACCUGCCGAGGUCCCCAGCUGAAGCAGGGACAACGCGUUCGGUUCAGGCUAUUUGGGAUUCAGGUAAUGAGAGCUGUAGGUCAAACCUCGCUCUCCACGAAAGCCUUAACUCCCCCCCCCUCCUGCCCUCAAUUUUGGCCUUACCUUAACCAGGACUAUCCUACCAUGAGGGGGCUGAACCCAGCUCCCGCUAAUUGUAAACACCUCGGGAUUUUCCUGCUCAAAGCCACCGUCUCCCCUUAGAGCUCAAGUGCCAUCCCUGGACAACUUCUGUUUUCUUGUACCAUGGCCCGCCCGUGAAGCGCCGGGUGCUAAGCCCCCUCUUGCCCCACGGGAAACAAAAAGCUGUCCGCCCCGUUCAAAAAGAGCUGCUGGAAGUGCACACCCAGACGGCUGCUACAACCAGCCUUCCCCUUGAGGAGGAGGUGGUCUCUGUUAAAACAAAAAAGGAAAAAAUGACACACGGCAGAGAGCGUAGUGCCCAGCCAUCCCUCAGCCCAGCCGCGUCGACGUGUACCUACGUCAAGGGCUGGGAGCUCUCGGAGAACCCAAACUAAACUUCUCUGCACCCGUGUUGAGCCACAAGUACCAAAAAAAAAAAAAAAAACCAACAAAAAAAGCAAGGUUAAGGCACCAGCUUUUCCCAGACAAACGAUACAGAUAAGCACCUUUCUUUUGGUGUUGCUACUGCCCACGGCUUAACCAUCUUCAGCAGUCCCCCCCGCGUCCACCCCACGCAAAGCCAUAUAGUGAACUAUGCAGUUCUGCUCUUGCACUGUGGUUAAUCUGAUGGUCCUUAGAAAGAGUCCUACAUCCUCGUUAACCCGAGUCACGGUAAAGUCAAACCGUCCAGCUGGAUCCUUCCAAAAAAUCCUAGGCUGAGAUUACAAGGGGCGUCGUGCGCCAGAGCGAGGAGGGGAGGUUACACCAGAUGCCUCAGUCAGGCGGAUGAUCUGGAGGUAAGUUCAGUUCUUGGCCUCCUAGCAGAGAAAUGGGAGAGAGCGAGGGGACGGCAACGCGAACAAGACUCCACUGCAAGUCCAGUUCUGCUCAGAUUAAUUUAUUGCCUGACCGUGUCUCCAGCAAGGUGACAAGCAGCCGUGUUCUUAACUAAUUCCCUGACACUUGCCACGAGCUAUCUGCGUCUUAAACUGCCGCUUGCUGGGUUUCCAGCCAGGUUUCUCCCUAGUGCACGCGAGAGUCGGGGUCCAGUAGCGUACUCCAACUCCGGAUUGUCACUUCAGUUUUGGAGUGGACUGUGCGACUGUCCCGGGUUUGAGACCUUCCUUGGCCGGGGGGGGGAGUGCAGACGUUAGGUGAGUGAUGAGGACGUAGCCCCUGUGAAGUCUUAAGCAUUACUUUCUGAUUUUUAAAGAGUCUUAUCAGGUGAAAUCUAUAUGCACACGUGACAACACACCCACAACUUUGUGCCUAUGUCUUUCCAGAGAGCCUCGUUUUAUGCCCAUCAGUCGAAGGGGGGGGGGGGGGGGGUCAGUAAGGAUUGCACAGUGGUAGUAAGUUGCUCCACAAAAACCAAAACCAACUUGAAAACACACUGUUCCUCUUUAACCCCAGAAAGGGACAGAACCUCAUGCGUGCUCUGCCGCUCAGCGCUGCGUUGACAGGGCAUUGACUGAAGUGACGUGUUACGUGUUAGGAAACGUGGGUGAGAAAUUGUUUUCCUUCCUUCCUUCCGUUAAAGGCGGCUUAGGCGUGCAACUCUUUUUCCCGGAGCCUCGUGCUGCAGAUAGCCGAUGUUGAAAGGCAUGGUCUGGUCCGAGCAGACAAACAACAUAAAACCUUCGUGUGCAGAGUCUUGCCUCGUCCAGUUGGGGGGAGGGAGGGAGGGAGGGGGAGAAAAGGGUUGUUUUGCAGUUCAUUUUCCUGCUGUAGAAGACUUGAUUUUUCUUUCCCUGAGCCGCAUGAGAGAAACAUCCCAGAAAGUCUUGGGUUACCUUUGGAGUUCCCUUCACUUUAAUUUAUAUAGUGUCUUUUUUUGUGAACUGGUGUAAAAUGUAUAUGCCGACAAGCUCAUGUAUUUUUAUGUAAAUAUUUUUUGUGGUUUCCCCACUUGCCCUUCUCUGUAAAUAUUUAGAAUUCUCAUAUUCUUCUCACCUUGUAUGAUGCAGAUGUGGUUUUGUUUCUGUUUUUUAUUUGUACUGUAAUGCAACAAUCCAGACUGAGGUGUCUUGUGGUAUUAAACAAAAGCAACAGUCCCACUGAGCUCACACUCAGAUGUACAACUUGACAGCAUUAAUCAAGCCAGGUUAAAAACUA
Molecule: messenger RNA, 10998 nt
Organism: Tyto alba (common barn owl)
Lineage: Eukaryota; Metazoa; Chordata; Aves; Strigiformes; Tytonidae
Gene: ARHGAP32
Product: Rho GTPase activating protein 32
Exons: 25
Coding region: 93-6266 (2057 amino acids)
Biological process (GO): small GTPase-mediated signal transduction
Cellular component (GO): fibrillar center; nucleoplasm; cell cortex
Molecular function (GO): phosphatidylinositol phosphate binding; protein binding; GTPase activator activity
Source: RefSeq, a predicted model, not a curated record